This is a messenger RNA of Punctularia strigosozonata HHB-11173 SS5, 1602 nucleotides long. RefSeq names its product C-terminal kinesin. Bases 1 to 1602 code for a protein of 533 amino acids. Gene Ontology annotation, biological process: microtubule-based movement. Gene Ontology annotation, molecular function: microtubule binding; microtubule motor activity; ATP binding. NCBI's taxonomy places the organism in Eukaryota, Fungi, Basidiomycota, Agaricomycetes, Corticiales, Punctulariaceae. The transcript has 7 exons. The record is from RefSeq and is a predicted model, not a curated record.
AUGGACGCCGAGCGAACCAAGGUCACCCAGCUGCAAGCGCAGAUGACGAUCACCAGGAACCAGGAGCUCAACCAGCGGCGCGAAAUCGACUCCAUGAUCGAGGAGCUUGAUACGAUGCGGAAGAAGCACGCGCGAGAGGUCAUGGAUCUUGAGAUGGAUAUGAGGAAGAAGGACCGAGAAAACAGAGAGCUCCAGGAGGAUCUCAAAUGCUGCCGAUCCGACCUUGCGCGAGAACGGGAAUCCGUCUCGCAGCUCAAGGCCACCGUCGCGAGCCAGUCUACGGCGGACCUCACGAAGGCCGCCCAGAUGCAUGCUCUGCAGGCGCAGCUGAGCGCUCUUCAAUCCACCUAUUCCACUGCAUUGUCCCAGAUCGCGCAGCUACAGCUGGAGGUGGAGACUGUGCAGAAGGAGAAGGAGCGACUAAGGAACGAGGUCAUCGACGGCGAGAUGGUGCGGAGGAAACUCCACAAUACUAUCCAGGAGCUGAAAGGCAACAUACGGGUGUUCUGCCGAGUUCGCCCGGCGCUUGCAGCUAACGAAGAGGUCGCUGCAAUAACGUUCCCAGAUCCGCUUGACCACAAGGAGAUCGUGGUCGCCUCCUCCUCGGAAAGUGCGAUGGGCAAUGAACGCAAAGAGACAUGGAACUUUACCUUCGACAAGGUAUUCGAGCCUCCUUCUACGCAAGCGGAGGUGUUCGAAGAGAUUUCGCAUCUUGCUCAAAGCUGUGUUGACGGCUACAACGUUUGCAUUUUUGCUUAUGGGCAGACCGGCAGCGGCAAAUCGUUCACGAUGGAGGGCGGGAUCACAGACUCCACGGCUGGUAUGAUUCCACGGGCGGUAGAGCAGGUCUUCCGAGUCGCCGAAGACUUGAAGUCGAAGGGCUGGGAAUACAAGAUGGAAGGGCAGUUCCUUGAAAUUUAUAACGAAACCAUCAACGAUCUCCUUGGUCACGGCGAACUAGACAAGAAGAAGCACGAAAUACGACAUGACGCCAAGAACGGCACGCGCGUCACCGACGUGAACGUUGUGCCGCUGCGCUCCCCGUCGCAGGUUCGGACGCUGCUUGCCGCGGCGCAGUCCAGGCGGACGGUAGCCGCGACGCUUAUGAACGAGCGAUCCUCCCGGUCGCACUCCGUAUUCACUCUGCGGAUCUCUGGCACGAACGCGCAGAACGGCGAGAGGUGCGAGGGGUGCCUGAAUCUCGUCGACCUCGCCGGCUCGGAGCGGCUCAACGCGAGCGGUGCGGCCGGGGACAAGGAUCGGUUGCGUGAGACACAAAACAUUAACAAGAGCUUGAGCGCGCUCGGCGACGUGAUUGCGGCUUUGGGAGAGCGAGGAGCCAGCGGCGAUGCCGCGAAGCACAUUCCUUACAGGAAUUCCAAGGCAAGAAGUCCGAAUGUCGCGUCCUUGCCACAUAUUGACUCCCUCGUUCAGCUCACGUACCUGCUGAUGAACUCGCUCAGCGGCAAUUCAAAGACGCUCAUGAUUCUCAACUUGUCGCCUUUGGCCGCGCAUCUGAACGAGUCUCUGUGCUCACUGAGAUUUGCCACCAAGGUGAACAAUACCAUGCUAGGCACUGCAAGGAAGCAGCUACGCAAUUGA